Molecule: messenger RNA, 651 nt
Organism: Lactuca saligna
Lineage: Eukaryota; Viridiplantae; Streptophyta; Magnoliopsida; Asterales; Asteraceae
Source: the annotation of a GenBank genome assembly
AUGACAAGUCCUCCAGGUAUUGUGCCCUCUGCUACCGAGUACCAGCAUCUUGAGAGCACUUAUGGUCUUUCUUCCUUGGAUGGCGUGGAGUUUCCGUCGUCGGGUUCUUCAAUCAUGUCUCCUCCUCCCAGAAAACUUGGGAUUUACCAGAAAGUUAUUCGUCUCCCACUAACUGACUUUCAAGAGGAAGUUCUUCAAAAGGAUGGCUAUAGCGUUCAGAUGUUGACUCCAAAUAUUGUGAACAAUGUUGUAGCUUUCGAAAUGAUCUGUCGGACUAAUGGCUACCUUCCUGAUUAUUUUGUGUUCAAGUACUUUUUUAGGUUUUGUUGCAUUGGUGAUAAAUACACGUUUUUUGUCCGGCAAAGGGGACACACCCUUGUCCCUGAUGGUCGAACGCCCAAGCUCUUACCCCAGGGUUACGGUGGUGUGGUAGCUAAUGUUGGUUUAGACACUAAGAGUAGUGAAGAUGACCAUGUUGUUAUUGGUGAGCAUGUUUGUGUUGACAAGGUUGUUGCUGAGAGUGGUGGUGAUGUGGAAGAGUUUCUUGAGGGUUGCGGUAGCGAGAGAGCUAGUGCUGAUAAUGAUUCUGUUGGUGAUGGUAAGGGUGGCGGUGGUGGGCGCGACCCUUUCACCGGGGCGCCCUGCUCUUAG